This is a messenger RNA of Porites lobata, 8748 nucleotides long. The record is from the annotation of a GenBank genome assembly. NCBI's taxonomy places the organism in Eukaryota, Metazoa, Cnidaria, Anthozoa, Scleractinia, Poritidae.
AUGGCGGAAGAACGUAAAAUUGGCGUUUCUUUUUCUUUUUCUAAGAGGAAGCCUGCUAUUAAGUCUUACAGCUCUGAAAAGAAUGCUCUUAGUAUUGAUGAAGAUAAAGUGAAAGAUGAUGAAAAAGAUUACAUCCAUUCCGCCGAGGAGGUAUAAAAGAGUUGAAAAGACGGGAAUGGUCGGAAAUUUUAUUUUUCUAAAGGAGACCAAUCUUGUGGCUUAACCAAAUUUUGACCCCGGGCUAAAAAACACACAUAUGCAAUGAGUUUUUUAAUUCAAUAAUGCUUUUAUUAAAUGAUUGGUUUGGACCCUGGGCUUAAAAUAUUUUUAGUACCAAAAUCCAAAAUUUACACCCCUAAGCGAGACGACGAGCAUCCCCGUCUGUUUCAUAUGGGAGUCCCCCCCCAGGCUUGUAGCAUGGCAAUUUAAUUCAAUAAUAUUAAAUGAUUGGUUUGGACUGGGUUUUAGUGUUAACGUAAGGACGUUGUAUAGAAUUAUGACUCAGAAGGUAGGUUAAAACUAAAUCCUUUUAGCUUAUUAACUGAACAAUAAAUUGACACUUAUUCAGAUAUUCCAAAGGUAUCACAAAAAAGUAGUGUUGAUGUGCUGCAUUUUCUUUUUUACUACCUUAUUAUAGGAAAUUAACGCUCCAUGAAAUUAAGGUAUUGGAAAUUAACACAACUUAAAUUAACGCGAAUUUAAUGGGAAACGACUUUCGAAUAAAGAAAAUUAAUGCAAAGGAGGAGGUAGAAUUUCAUAAUAAAGGAAAUUAACGCGAUUAAUUACGCGAAAUCAAAGGAGAAGAUAUUGACAUCACUUCUGACAGCGACAACGAUGAACAUGAACUCGAAAUAUUGUAAACCUUCGCCUUAGCUUUUGUGAAAGAUGAAAAAUAAAGGGUAAAUGGAAAGAAAGAAAGCUUGUAGUUAAUGUUUUUUAGGUGUCAAGAAUGUCUGGACAGGUUCCAAAAUUGGGGUUAAAAUACUGGAAAUUAAGAGUGCGGAAAUGAACGCUGCACUUAAUUAACGUCGCGGAAAUUAAAGCAAAACAAAAUUAACACGACUUAAAUUAACGCAAAUUUUAAUGAUGCGCGUUAAUUUGGUGGUGCGCUAAUUUCCUAUAAUAAGGUAGAUGCUCUGCCUGACAAAUGUGAGAACUGGUUUAAAUAAAUACUUAUUGUGUCAACAUAAUAACUAACAAUGUAUUCCUCAUCUGCUUGUAACUGUUUGUCACUUUACUGCCAGCUCAGAUCAGGGGAGGUACUCCUAUACGGGCUAUACAAGUAUAUGCUGCUAAAGAGGGUAUGCUUUUGCCUCUCUUGCUCAUGAACAGGACAUAAAAAUCACCCUUUAUCUCUGGAAGAGAGCUAUAUUUUGCUUCAUUUGACUCUAGAGCAUGGUUGAUUUUCCCGCACAAUUCCUAAUUAUUCUCAAUCAAGCUUAGGUGCAAAAUUUGCCCUUUCCUCCUUGUUGUAUAACUGAGCCAGUCAUAGGAAAAGGAUUCCUAUUUUUGUAACUGUUGCAAAUUCGUCUCUUUUUGUCUGUCCACAGUCUCAAAGAAUCAGUGGUACACCCCCAUAGUAAGUUUAAGGAAGUACCCACUUCCCGCCGGGCAAACUCCGUAUUUGCCUCAUUUCCCUGUAAGCUGUUUGUAACAGGCUUUCUUUGUGCAAAAGUCCUGCUUGUGAGUUGCACUCACAGUAAUUAUUUUUUCAUGAAUGAAAAUAAUUAAGUUUAUCUUUUUCUGUUUCCAGUGUUAAAGGAGAAAAUAAGCAGAAAGAAAAAGUGAUUCCUUGUCUGGCUAAGAAUCGUUGGAUUCUACCUCCUGAUUCUAACUUUUGCUACAGUUUAGACAGGCAGGCGGCUGAGGAGUUGAUGAAAGGUGAGCUUUAUGAACCAACACCUUUACAGGUGGGGAUUCCUGUACCUUAUUUUUGCCUUUUAAUGAAGUUUAUUUCACUGGCUUAAAUAGGCUCAGGGAUAUGGCACACUAGGGCAAAGUGAAGGAUUACUUGAUGGGAAUAACCUCAAGAUUAUUUUUCAGUAAUUGCCUCACAUUUUGUGGCUGAUACAGUGUUAUUUAUUUUAAAUUUUUUUGGUACAAAGAUAUUUCAGAAGGUGAUAAAGCAGACAAUGAAAAUGAGAAUGUUUCAAUUCCACUGCUUUUGAGAAAUGCUUUGCCUGAUGUUGAGGGAUUUGAUAAGGAUGAAAAGCUGGAUAUUGCAAUGAGGCCAGAUCAGGUGAGUUAGCCAGGGAUGUGACACAGGAAAAAAUAACGGAUUCCCUUUUUUGGAUAUUUUAGGGUAUUUAAAUAGUACCCAUAAAAAUCCCAAAUUUGGCAAAGUGACACAAGUCCCAACCAGGGAAUUCCCAACCAAGUUCCCUGAUUGGGACUUGUCUCACUCUUCCAAAUUUGGGAUUUUUGUGGGUAUUCUUUAAAUUCCCUAAAAUAUCCAAAAAUGGAAAUCGGUUAUUUUUUCCUAUGUGAGUAGUACAGCUGUCGUUUUUAUUGUCAAAAGUAACUUGCAUCUCUGCCAAUGCUUUUGCCAGCUAAUUAAAGCAGCUCGAUCAUGAUAAGGUUUUGCACUGUAAUGCGCCAUAAGGUCACGUGUCUUAUGUAAGCUGAAAAAUGUCUGAGCUGAUGUGAAACAUGCUAAAACGUUGUCUGCAUUUACAUUAUUCAACCUUUUCACAACAACGAAGAAUAAUGCCAUGAGUUAAUACUUAGAGCUCAAUGGAAGACUAUCAAGAUAUGCCUGUGACAUCAUUUGGUGCAGCCAUGUUGCGAGGAAUGGGAUGGAAAAAAGGAGAAACCAUUGGAGGAACCAACAAAGGGUAUGACAAUAAUCUUAUUGUUGUAGUGUUUUAUUGGAGAUGUUGUUGGUUCACUUGACAAUUCAUUAGUAAUUUUACAUGAGAUAAUACCCUCAGUUGCAUCUAAGCGUGUACACAUGACCAAAAAACAUGUUCUAAUUGGGUGAAAACGUGACAUGUUUUGCCACCAAACUGUGUGAGUCCCUGGAGGAAAUGAAACCUCCUCUUUCAUAAUAAGGUAGGAAGCAUACAAAGCAUCAUCAUAAGCUGGGCUAAAAUGCAGAGGUUGGGUGGUAAGCAAUAAUUAUUAUAUUGAUUUCACAAAGUACUUGCAGUUGUAACAUUUACAGUGUAAUGUAUCAAGACAUUGCAAAUGUCUUGGUUUGCUAUCAGUAUUCUUAUUGUGGGAACCAAAGGAAUAUCAUGGCUCAUAGUUGCAUCGUUGCAACCCUACUCUUUCUCAUAUGUUAGUUAACUUUCCCAGGUGCUUGAACACCUCAGUCCAAGAGAAGUUCUCUGUUUUCCAAUCAGAUUGUAUUCUUUAGCCUUGCAGAGCCAAUAGAGUACAUUCCAAGAUCCAAGGGAUUGGGUUUAGGAGCACAAAGGAGACCGCCUGCAGAUGAAAAUAGACUUGGAAAGAAACGAAAACCAGGCGACACAGCUUCAAGCAAUGUAAGGUCAAGGAUUUAAGAUUUUUUUUCUUCGUAGCUUAUUGACUUCAAUAUCAGAGGUUUGUCCUCUAGGGAAUGACCAAAUCUGUUGACACUUUUGAAACAUUUUUAAAGAUGCAUCUGUUUCGUAAAGCUUUUCAUUCUUAGUUAGGUUUACUUAAUACCUAUACACAAUUAUGUAAUUUUUAUUUAUGUUUAGCAAAACUUUUAAAGACAUACCUUUUCGUAAGGCUUUUUAUUGUUAGUUAGGUUUUUUGAUAUUAUACACAACACAUGAUGUAAUUCUUAUUUAUCAUGUAGUUAUUUUUAUUCUAUUUAUUGUUGUAAUGUGCAGUUGAUCAUCUCGUCAUGAAAACUGUACACUGUAAAUUCUUAAUUCUUCUUCUUCUUCUUCUUCUUCUUAUUAUUAUUAUUAUUAUUUGUUAUUAACAAUGCUGUUUGUGUUAAUAUUUUCUGUGCAAAGGGUAUGGUUAGUUAUUGUGUGAAUUAAUCUUAUUUUGUUUUCUGUUUGCAGAUGUCAGGCCCUAUCAAGGAAGGAAGUGGUCGGGUUAGACACUAUAAAGGUGUAGGAGAGCAAGUCCAACAAGAAACAUCAUUGGGUAAAUCCAGCUAGGUUUAACUUUGUUCUUAUUGAAAUAUUCUCCCAUUCUGUCAACAGAGCCAGAAAACAGGAAAAGUUAUUUUAGAGAGAUCUUUUUGAGUGAUAGUGAAUUUUAUUUUAGAUUAUAGACCAGGAGUAGGAGUGAUUAUUGAAAAAGGACCUCACAAGAAUAUCUGUGGAAAAGUAAGUAUCUUCUUCAAGUGCACUCAUUGUUGCCAGUCCCAUGUUGAUAAAUUUAUUCCAUUCCUCAUUUUGACUAGUUAGAGCUGUGUUUUUUUUUACAGAUAGUGGCUGUAGACAUAGAUACAUCAAGAAUUACUGUUCAACUCCAUCUUAGUAAAGAGGUUUGAGAGAAGGAAUGCAUGUUAUGAUGAAAUAUUAUUGCAUUGAUUGCUGUAAAUGUACCUUGUGUCUACAGUUAUUACACACAUAAUACAAUCAAAAGGGUUCAAUCCAGUACAAAGUUUUUUAAUAAUUUAUUUACUUUUGGGAAUUGUAUUGUUAGUAAUAAAUGGUUAAUGAAAUAAGGAUCUUUGAUACAUGUCCUGCAAUCAACGCAAAAAAAAUUGAAAGUUGUCCUAGUUGGAGUGAAUCUUAUUGUAUGCUUCAUGUAAAAGAAGUCCUUUUUUGAGAGAUAUUGGAAAACUAAAAGCGUCUGAUACCAAGAAUUCCUUGGUAUGAUACUUUUGUUUGAAAUACAUGUUCAGUCCACUUUCAUCUCUUCUCUGCAGUCCAAUAACAUUACCCCUUGAUGUUUUCUUAUUAAAUACAGCAUUUUUUCCUUACAAGUUUUAAACUUGUUGUUUCCUCUAGAAUGUUGCAAUACAUCAAUGUAAUGCAAGACUCUUAGAUGACUUUGAAUACAAGACACUUCUAUCAAGAAAAGGUAAAGAUUUUAUAAAAAUGGGAAGAAAAGGACCAGUAAAUUCUGAGUGUGGUACACGAAAUAACAAGUUGAUUGUGUGAUGAGUUAAUAGAAGCAUCAGAGUUGCCAACAGAAAUACUAGUCACGCAAUGGUUAGUGGAUGAGGGUUACGAUACAUGGCUGGAUGUAUGUCUUAUUUAAGACCAGGGGCAAACGUCGAAUCUUAGUCAAACUUGAUUUGUUGAACGUAUUAAUUUUGAAAUAGGCACAUUAAUAAGUGCAACUUUUGCCACAAUUAAGUGCGACUCAAAUUAAUUGGUUGGACUCCAGCGUAAGUUUGACUUGCCAAGUUGGAUAAUGUGACAGUGGGCUGGGGUUCCAGUAAACGCCAUUCUAAACUUGGGCUGAACUCAAUUCAUAAAUCAUGCAAAUUACAAAAAUAAUUCAAAUGACUCCCCCAUCUGCCAAACUCUAUUUCCCCCCUGACGAGCAUGCGCUAUACAAAGACAAUUUCGCCUGGGAAUGACAAGCUAUCGAAAGUCAUUGCUGACAUUGCACAACAUGCUGAAAAUGUGUUUUUUAUGUUUCAUGAACACUAAAUAUAAGUGCUUGAGAUGCGAAUUGCCUAUUUGCAAUAAAUGCUCAAAUUGCUAUUUGCUCUUCCGGGGAGAUAAACUCUUCAGUGAUGGUGUCUUUUUCAUUUGCAUUACGAAUUAGACCCAGUACAAACAUAAAUGUAGAUCUAGAUGGCCUGAAAGUCUCUUUAAACUGUUUCUCGCUGUAAGUGGACCAUACGUUGGUAAACCAACCGACAUUGCAGGUUGGAAGCGGUGGCAAGACUGACCCAAGACCGCAAGACACAAAUGAUAGAUUCUGAAUUGACAUUUUUUAUCCCAGGACAUAGUGCUGUAUCCUUCAGGUUCACUUUCAUGGUUUUACAGUCGCCUCUUAUAAGGAUAAACUUUCCUCCCUUUUUUAAAUAAUAGAUCUGUUUUAAAAAUGAUUUAAGAUAAUGCAAAGAAGAAGGACAGUAGGACAGGAAAGGAACAAAUACGACUGAAAACGGAUGGUGAAAAUCAUACAAAGUAAGCUUUAAACUCUCUUUACUGCGUUGUCAUCAAUCAGUAUUAUUUAUGCCUAAAAAUUUAUGUUAGCAAUGCCAAAACUGCAUUUCAACCUCUGGAAGGCAGUCAGGCAUGUCUGUUUGAGAAUGAAUUUUGUCUUGAUGGAUGCAAGUUGUCCUUUAGAGAGAUUUGAUGAACCAUUUUUACCCAACUUUUGUUGGUAGAAUGGAGAACUAUGGGGAGCCCUGCAUGACUAACCUUAAUCCAAUGUACUCACGACACACUGAAGUAGUUCUACUUUUUUACAUUAAUUUUGAAAGGGUUUUGGAAACUUUGUGGAAAUGUUAGAAGCUAAGGAUUGGCACAUGACUACUUUAAGACUGGCAUCUUUCUUUGUAGAGAAGCGCACCAUGAGGCAAGCAAAUAUCCCAAGAAGGAUAAGGAUAGCUCUAUGAGCAAAUCUGGGAACUCAAAUGACCACCAUAGGAAAAAAGUCAAAUGCUGGUUAUUUCCACAAACAAGGGUGAGGAUCAUCAGUAAGGAUUAUGAGAAAGGCAAAUAUUACAACAAAAAGGUAAAAAUGAGUAAAAAAUAGAGGAUAUUACAUGGCCGCGCGGAGAUACGAAAUUUCUCUUCGAGUGUUGAAAAAUAUUUCACAAGUGAGCGCAGCGAACAAGUGAAAUAUUUUCAACACGAGAAGAGAAAUUUCGUAUCUCCAAGUGGCCAUGUAAUGUUCUAUUUAUUAUAUAAACACCAAUGAAAUACCAAACCAUUUCAAUGAAACAGUUUUUUCCUGCGAAAGGCGCGAUUUAUUACGUAGCCAUCGCAAUGGCGAUAUUUUCACAUGUGAAAAUAACAUGUUAUUUUCACUUGUGAAGAUAUCAUGUUUUCGCGCGAAAGCUCACCUGGUAUUUCAUUGGUGUUUAUAUAAUAAAAAUUAAUAUUAUAAUAAAUUAUACCAUUGGUUUGGAUUUUCCAUUAUUAUCACUCUGAAUAUUUUAAAAGAAGUUGGAGUUAAAACCAUACAGAAAAAAAAUCAAGGAUUCCUCCAUGUCUUUGCAAAGGUUCAAAUAGUUGAUGUGGUCAGCACAGAAAGGUGUGUGUGUCAAACUGAUGAGGGAAGGUUUCUUGAAGGUAAGAGCAGGAUAUAAGCAUGUAAACUUUUUUGUAACAUAGUAAACAAGCAAGAUUAAAAUAAUGAAAUAAAAACACAAUGUUCAGGGUACAAUUUUUGGGGUGGCUGGGUGAGGACUAGGACAAGAUAUCGCAAAAAUGCAAUAAUGAACCUAAAAUGACAGUGCACAUUAAAGAAGCUCUUUUGGUUUGUCUCGUUGCUAAAGUAACUGGCAUAUUGUGACAGCCAUUGAGCAAGAAACAACAGUAAGAGCGUAGUUAGCAACUGGAAUUUUUUUUGGUAUUCAUGCGUUGGUCAUUGCAAUAAAGACCCAGAAACCCCCAAACGAGUUGUGUAUUUAUACAAUUGACAAAAUGUGAUUACACAGUUUAACAUGCAAUAUACAUGACAAUGCUUUCAUGGCAGCAUCACAUAAAAGUAAAACCCAAUUAAGCUAUUCCACCUCUCUUUAUUUUUGAAAAAAUCUGUUGAUUUGUCUGUAGUUUCUUCGGUUUUGACUCUUUGUUUUGCUGUCUUUGUUUAGACAUACCACAAUCAGCAUUGGAGACAGUUGUACCCAAAACACUGGAUUCCUAUGUCAGAGUAGUCAAGGGUGAUCACAAAGGACAGGUUAGCAACUUCUGUUUUACUUUCUGAAGCUAAAGAUGCUAACAGUAAGAGUAAAAUAAUUAUGAGAAAUACCAGGCUCCUGAUGUGCACACUUAUGCAGCUACUUGUGAUGCUAAACAUUUUGUCUGAAAUCAGACUUUAGGGAAAAAUAAUUUAUUUUGGGAUGCAAUCUCCGCUAUUUCCAAAUUUCUUCCAAAGAAUACUGUCACAAUAGUAAUAAAAAUAUUAAUUGCACUGAAGUACUUCUGAAGUGGGUCAUCAUCAUCAUUAUUAUUAUUAUUAUUAGCUUGACAUACAGACCUGUUCAUUUCAUUGGCAGCUAGCAGUGUUACUUAAGAGAGACACAUCCGAGUUCAGUGCUGUAAUACAACUUACGCUGGAUAAGAACGUUGUUACUGUGGACUAUGAUGACAUAUGUGAGCAUAUUGGGGAUGCAAAUGAAUACUGAAGUUUCAGCUGUUGUCUUGUACCACUGACAGGAGCGAGACAACUGAUCAAAGCAUAUGCAGACAAGAUUGUCAAAGAAGAUCCUGUCCUGUGUCUCUCUUAAACUUAAGCUAUCAAAUGUACUUUCUAGCCUGUGAGCAAUUAAGCUGUCUGGUGUCAGAACUCCGGCGAUGGGAUGUGCAAACUUUGCAAACCCUAUUCUGCUGGUCAGUUUCAAUAUCAUUAUUUUAUUACGUGUAAUGCUACAAUCAAGUGGGACAAUGACAGCUGAAAGUGAGAAGAUGUAUUAAAAUUUAGCACCAGGAUGUUGUCUGAAAGAAAACAUUAUGUAGAAAGAGAGUGACUGUCCUCAGAACCUCUUGAGGGUGGGGAGUCAUGGAAAAGAUCCCCUUCACUGGAGAGAAAAGGAUGUUUCUAGAUCUACUCAUUAAGACUCUAAGUCUUUCCCAUACCGGGAUUAUAUGAAGAUGAAGGGGUCAGUAAUCCAUCACCCAUAACAAGAUAGUGCAUGAAAGGAAAAAAUCUCCUGUAUGUUACCCAUGG